Molecule: messenger RNA, 1263 nt
Organism: Paramecium sonneborni
Lineage: Eukaryota; Ciliophora; Oligohymenophorea; Peniculida; Parameciidae
Source: the annotation of a GenBank genome assembly
AUGAAGAGAACAUCAUCUUAAUAGAGUAUAGAAGUAAGGAGAGAUUCAAAUCAUUUAGUUGGACUCAUGAGUGAGAAUGAGAAACUACAUAAAUAAAAUGAAUCCUUAAUGAAAGAACUAAGUCUCAUUAAAAAUGAUUUUGAAAGAAUGUCUCAAAAUGGUUAAAAAACAGUUAAGAAUGGUCGUAGAAAAAGUUGUGAAAUUACAGGUGAAAUAAUCACUUAAUAAUAAAUUAAAUCUCUCGAAGAAGAACUUUUAAAUACAUAAAUGAGAUUUAACACAUUGAAGAAAGAAUUCUCAAUUAAAACUACUUAAUAUUAAAAUUAAAUAACUAAAUAAGCAAAUUUAAUUACUUAAUUAUAAAAUGAGAAUGAUCUGUUGAAGAUAAAGUUUGAAAACAAAGAAAAUUAAUAUUUAGAUUAUAAAUAAGGAUUUUAAGAGAAUUAUUUAGAAAAAUCAGGUAUUAAAAUUAUAAAUGAAAAUCAAAAAAUUAAAUAAUUAUCUGAAAGUAACAUUAAAUUAACUAAAUUACUUGAAGACAGAUUGAUUUAAUUAGAAUAGUUAACUAAAACAUUAAAUUAAAAGAAUCAAGAACAUAUGAAAGAAAUUGAAUAAUACGAAUCCCUAUUAGCUCAUCAUUCCUCAUAAUCAUAAGGAAAAUGUUUUGAUUCUUUAUAAAAGAAAAUAGAAAUUCUCGAAAAAGAUAAAGUUCGAUUAACAAAUGAAUUGUCGAAGACUAGAGAUUUAAACUCAAAAGAAAAAUAAAUAUUAUUAAAAGAAAAAUAAAAUAUAAAUUUAGAAAAAGAGAAAUUGCAUUCAGAUAUGUCAGUUAUUUAGCAAUAAUUAACUGAUUACUACAAUUAAUUAUAAUAAUGUGGUUAAUAAUUAAAAUAGAAAGAUGAAAGUAUAAAAUAGUUUUAAUAAACUGAGAGCUAUUAAGGAUAUUAGAAUUUAUAAUAUGAACACUAACAAUAAAAGUAAUUGAUAACUUAGUUACAAAUUCAAAUUGGAAAUCUUUAAUAAACUAAUAAAGCUUUGCAUGAGGAAUUAUUAUUUUUAAAGACAACAGCUCCCUUAAGUAAUAGGACAAAUUUGAAGACCUACUUUGGAGUAGAUUCUCCAUUCAAAAAUAUAGCAGAUGAGCAAAAUAAAUAUAAUGUUACUCUAAGUAAAAAUUUAAUUAAUAUGUAAAUAGAAACAAAAACAUAGAGUUCAUUAGACUAAAGAGGAAGAUCUUAGGAAAAAUUUAGAAGGAUAGAAUGA